Branchiostoma floridae (Florida lancelet) is the source of this 2315-nucleotide messenger RNA. Its product is annotated as trichohyalin-like. The transcript is spliced from 6 exons. NCBI's taxonomy places the organism in Eukaryota, Metazoa, Chordata, Leptocardii, Amphioxiformes, Branchiostomatidae. The coding region runs from base 1 to 2040 and encodes 679 amino acids. The record is from RefSeq and is a predicted model, not a curated record.
AUGAACGCAGGAAAAACCAAGUUCAUGGCCUUCAACCAGCUGAUACCAGUCUGCUUGAAGACCGCAGAUGGAAGCAUUCUUGAAGAAGUGACGGACUUCAGGUACCUGGGGUCACAUAUGGGAAGCACCUCCAAGGAUAUCAACUCCCGCAAGGCAGCAGCUUGGAGGGCCUGUAAUAAGCUCAAACAAGAUAUGGAGGUCAGACCUGUCAAGCAAGCUGAAACAAAGGACGAAAAAUGUUGUCAAGGCGCUCAAAAGAACAAGGCAAAAACUGAUGAAAUAGAAGACGGUAAACCCGGUCCAGACACUCAAAAGAAAAACCUAAGACUUUGCGAGGUGCUCAAGAAGGGGGACAAGAAUGUUCCGAAGUAUAAAGACAUUCAUUUGAACGUUAAGGAGAAGAGGAAUGCUAAUAAGGAAGCCUUGGAGGUGACGUCUAUGCACUGUGAGGAGUUGAAGGAAGCCAACAUGUACCUGACCAAGAUUCUGGGGAUGGAGAAAAACGCAAGGACGAUUCAGCUGAUAGACCAACUACAGCGGCAUCAGAAGACGCUGGAAGCUGAGCUGGAAGAGGCAAGGAGGAAGGAGGCGCAUGCGCAGGAGAGGGCGGAGAAAGCGGAGAGACAGGCCAAUGAAAUCUCACAACAGGUGGAACAAGUGCGUAGGUCACGUGACAAGACCCUCAGCGAGAAAGAACAACUGCUACAGCAAGUCGAGAAAGAGAGGACGGCGUUCGAAAAGGUUCGUCAACAUGUUGAUACGGUUGGGAAGAUGCGACAAAGGGCGCACCAAGUAAAGGAGAAUGCGCUACGCCAGAGGAACAAGCUGGCCAAGGACAUAGAAGCCGAGCGCGCCAAAAUGUCCGCCAUGUUGUUGGCCAUGAAGGAAGUCAACACGCAGAAAUUCAACGCAGAAAGACGUCGACUGAACAUGGUCCGAAUGAAAAACAAGCUCGCGAAGGAGAGAGACGAAGAAAGAGCCAAGCUACGGGAACUCCACGACACCAUAGAAGAGAUGAAGAAAGAAAAAGAGGAGGCCGUGAAACAAAAAUACAGGGCCCUGAAACAACGCGACGAGGCCCGAACAACUUGUAGGAAGUUGAACGGCGAGUUGAAAGAACUACGUGAGUCCGUCGAUUCGUUGAACGAAUCAGGCUGCUUCGUUCUGGAAACUACAGAGAGGUUAGCAGUUGUUGAGAACACUCGCCGCUCAACCGCAACGAACUCAAACAAAAACCCGCGCUCUAUGUUCCCCUCUAUCGACAACAAGCGCUCGCAAAGGGUGCUUAGGGCUUCAGGACCACAUCCGGGUGUUUCAAAGGCAAGGGUUCCCGCCAAAUUACCCAAAAUGAGUCAGAUACAAGGGACCGUACCAACUCCUGUAAGGGGUGGGUAUCCCUGCGUCCAUGGAGGGAGGCCGUACGACCAAUGGAGCUCCGCCUACAAUCAUGACGUCACAGACUCUGACGUCAUGAGGGGCGGGGCUGAGCUCUACGACUAUGGUUUCUAUGACGACGACCUUCCGGAUCAUCUGACAAGGAGCUAUGUUCAAUAUGCUGACCUGCAGGCGACUGGUCAUCAGAGGGCACUGGUCAACCGGCCCCCUCAUCACGCUGGACAAUGGAAAAAGUACCCCACUGGCGAAACUCUGGCCACUCACUCCCACCGUCGUCCUACGACGUUGUCAGACAACGGUUUCCAUAGCAACGCAGACGUGAACUAUGAGGAAAGUGAUGACGUUGCGACCAGUACCACAGAGAGCGGUAGUCAUGGCAACACUGUUGACAGACAGGUGUCGGCACACUUAGAAGGGCUGUCGAGCGAUCCGCGCGCUCACGUUACUCACGGUUACCAUGGCAACAUGGUUGACAGACAGGUGUCCGCGCACCUCUGUCACUGGGACUGCGACUGCGCGAGAAAUAGUGUCGACCAACCAGAGUCCGUGAAACUACCAAUGAUUAAAAGUGAUCAAUCAUAUCGCCAAUCAGGAAUAAACUCGUCAAUAGUCAACCCUUCACGAAUGAAAUUCCCCGAAUUGUAGGCUGUUUUUUGUGCAGGAGAACAAUAAGCACUGUCACCGACGAUAAUGCGCAUUCGCAGUCAAAGGUAAAUCUCCUGAGACACAAAUUUUGGAUAUUAUCAUUAUGGAAAUCGAUCAACGGAGACCAAAUGUACAUGUAUGUGAACAUGGUCGAGACAAGAGUUUCUAAAAGUUAGGGGUCUUCACCUUUGACCUACGCAUGCGCAGAUGGAUUAAUUAAAAGGCUUAUACAAACUGUAUGGUAAGAAAGGAGUCAACACUCAUAGCAACAUAAG